AUGCCUUUUCUUUGGCAGCUGCCCCAAAGGCUGCUCCUGCUGGGGACAGCCGCCAUGACUGUGUCUGCCUUGGGGACAGCCGACCUGACCGACCUGUGCGGACAGACGUGGCAGGGGGACGCGCUGCAGCUGCGAUCUCACUCGGCUUCGCGCAAGUUCUACUUCGUGAUUCCGGACACUGACUGCAUGCUGUGGUUGCAUGCUGCAGCCCCUGAAGACAGAAUGCGCUUCCAGUUCCGCUUCUUUCUGGUUUACAGUCUGUCCUCGGCCACCCGGACCUCCGCAGCCAUCCAGGCUACUGUGGCCACACCAAUCUCCAAAGCAUCCUCCCGGGACCCAUGCACAAAGGGCUCCUACCUGCAGUUCUACGACGGGCCGCAGGAGGCGCCCCGGGCCCUGGGGCCCCGGAUCUGUGGCCUGACCAUCCCAGCCCCAUUUGUGUCCUCCGGGCCCUGGCUUGGCUUGCGCCUGGUCACCAGGGGCCGCCAACCCCGGGUGGACUUUUUGAGCGAGGUCACCUCUUUCCGCCUGGGGUCUUGUGGCACCUACUUCCGCUGUCGGAACGGCAGAUGUGUGCCCCGGAGCCUACUAUGUGAUGACUGGAACAUGGACAACUGCGGCGACGGCAGUGACCAGGACUCCCACCCCCCAGCCAACUGCAGAGGUCCCUCUCUGGUGCCCAAGAACUCGGGGACAAUGGAAGAUGACAGUUCCAAGCCUCUGACUCUCCUUGUGGCUCCUGGUUCCGCAGCUGAGGGGACCCCUCCAGCAGGCCUGAUGCCCAUCACACAAGAGGUGUUGGAAGAAGGUCCCUGGCUCUGCUGGGUGGCUCUGGCCUCCUUGAUACUGCUGACCUGCACUGGCCUCCUCUGGUGCUGCUGCUGCUGCCCGGGUUGCCUGGCCUGGCACCCAGGUGCCCACAGGUUUCGCCUCAGAUGCUGUGCAGCCUGCAAUGCUUGUCACCUAUGUCCUAGCCGGGUGGCUCCUGGGGGUCUGUGGCUGACCUGGCCAGCCUUCCAGAACCAGGGAGGUCAUCGUUAG
Molecule: messenger RNA, 1041 nt
Organism: Apodemus sylvaticus (European woodmouse)
Lineage: Eukaryota; Metazoa; Chordata; Mammalia; Rodentia; Muridae
Gene: Ldlrad2
Product: low density lipoprotein receptor class A domain containing 2
Exons: 5
Coding region: 1-1041 (346 amino acids)
Molecular function (GO): protein binding
Source: RefSeq, a predicted model, not a curated record